ACAAUGGUUAAUGAACUAAAUGAAGAGGAAGGAGAGAAGAAAAGCUGGUUUGGACGAAGUGAAACAUUGUCAACGGAUUAUGUCAAUUACAUGGAUGAAUUAAGUUCCUUUAUUGGCUGCAAACCCAAACUUCCUCUUCUCUGCAUUACUGACCCAAAACUGGCAUUUGAAGUAUUCUUUGGUCCUUGUAGCCCCUACCAAUUCCGUCUGAUGGGGCCAGGUAAAUGGAACGGUGCUCGAAAAGCAAUUUUAAACCAAUGGAACAGAACUAUCAGUGCCACAAGAACAAGAGUUGUUCCUUCUCUUCAAGAGUGUUCCUGGAUUAUUACAUUAGUCAAGUUAAUGUUUCUGCCUUUACUUCUUGCUGUGUUUCUGGCUUGGUCUUAG
Staurois parvus is the source of this 387-nucleotide messenger RNA. The record is from the annotation of a GenBank genome assembly. NCBI's taxonomy places the organism in Eukaryota, Metazoa, Chordata, Amphibia, Anura, Ranidae.